Molecule: messenger RNA, 795 nt
Organism: Botrytis cinerea B05.10
Lineage: Eukaryota; Fungi; Ascomycota; Leotiomycetes; Helotiales; Sclerotiniaceae
Exons: 2
Coding region: 125-739 (204 amino acids)
Biological process (GO): UDP biosynthetic process; CDP biosynthetic process
Cellular component (GO): cytoplasm; nucleus
Molecular function (GO): ATP binding; UMP kinase activity
Source: RefSeq, a predicted model, not a curated record
GCAAUAUCUUGACUCUCACACGAAAAGACACAUUAUCACUCAGGAUCUCAGAAAAUAUCAUCUCAAACCGACUAAAAAUCUCUACCCCCACCCUCUCCUCAACUCUCAUAUUCCCCAGUCAAAAAUGACAUCACUCCCAAAAAUUUUCUUCGUCCUCGGGCCACCUGGUGUCGGGAAGGGAACCCAAUGUAUGCUCCUCGCCCAGCUAUCCAGUCGUCAUCGCCACAUUCAUCACAUCAGCAUUGGCGAUAUCCUACGCUCAGAGCUGCAAAAGCCAUCUAGUAAAUGGGCAUCCAUCAUCCGAGCCAACAUGGCCGAAGGCCGAACAGGUCCACCCGAGAUGUCUGUUUCCAUGUUACAAGAAGCGAUUGCACGAAGAAGUGAGGAUACCAAGCCUGGUAAAGAAAUGGUAUUUUUGAUCGAUGGAUUUCCUCGUAGUAUCUACCCCAUCUCCCUCUUCGAAUCUACAGUCUGUGCGCCAUCUCUCGUGCUCUCUCUACAUUGUCCACUGCAGAUUCUGCAAGAGAGACUCUUGUCUCGAGCUAAAUCUUCAAGUAGGAUUGAUGAUGGGGUUGAAAUCAUGCAUAAGCGAUUUGAACAGCAUGUUUGUGCUACUGGACCUGUUAUUGAGAAUUAUAGGGAGCGAGGGUUAUUGGCUGAGAUUGAUGCCAGUAGGAGUGUUGAGGAGGUGCAUCGGGAUGUUUGGGGGGCAGUGGAGAAGAUCUUGGGGGAGCAUUAAGGAUGAGUAGAGGGGCCGGGUGGGUUUGCGAGACUUUGAUGGGCGAUGAGGGAAUG